AUGAAAACGCCUUCUUUCUCUUCUCUUUGCACCUUACUCGCGGUUCUUAAUACAGGAACCGUGAGCGCCAAAGACAAAGGGAGCCCCAUUCUCUUCCUCAGCGAAGAUGACAGUUUCAACUUCGAUAUCCUCACCGGUCUUGGCCAAAUGGCCAACGACGGUGCAGACGUCAAUCCCGUUCUGAGCGCCGCCAAAAAGAUCGUCCCAGGCAAUUUUGAAAGCUACACCAAAGCAUGGUUCGAUCUUGCAAACUACACCAAGUCUCAAGCUCUUGAUCCGAAGAUCGCAUACGAUCCUGUUAAUGCCAGGGCUACUUGGUUCUCUGUGUCAAACUAUUUCCGCCGAGCUGAUGUUUAUAAUCGCGCUGAUUGGGAUGAUCCUCGCAUCAAUGAGUAUUGGGAUGAGCAGCGUGCUGCUUUUGAUAAAGCCAUUGCUGCUUUGCCUGUUCCAGCUGAGAGAGUUGAGAUUCCUGCUGGUGAUUUCAAUGUCUCUGGAAUUUGGUAUUCUCAGCCUAAUAAGAACAACCAGACAAAGCGACUCCCUACUCUCAUACUCACGCAGGGCUUUGACGCUGCCCAAGAGGAUCUCUACUCAACUAUUGUCGCUCCAGCCCUUGCUCGCGGAUACAACAUUUUCUCUUUCGAAGGUCCAGGACAGCCAACUGUUCGCCGAGAGCAAGGUGUUGGUUUCAUUCCAGACUGGGAACGAGUUGUUACUCCCGUCGUCGACUAUCUGCUCUCUGAGAAAUCUGCCUUGGUUGAUCCCAAGAAACUUGUUCUGUAUGGUCACUCUUUUGGGGGCUAUCUCGCCGCUCGUGCCGCCGCAUUUGAACCUCGACUGACAGCUCUCAUGCUGAAUGGUGGUAUCUGGGACGCAUAUAGGGGAAAUGCCGCUCAUCUAACCCCAGAGCUCCGCGAGCUUCUCGAGUCAGGUGAUAAAGAAGCAUUCGACAACGCCAUGAGCAAAAUUCAAGACGAUCCAGAUAUCCCCACCACCACCAAAUGGGGCAUCCUUCAAGGUCUCUGGUGCUUCAAGACCAAGUCCCCUUACGAAUUCUUCCAGAUGGCCAAGAGCUAUAAUCUGCGAGGCGGGAUCACAGACCGUAUCCAGAUGCCAGUUUGGAUUGCCGACGGAGAAUUUGAAACACUUCAGUCUGGACAGUCUAAGCCAGUUGCAGAAGCUCUGGGAGAUCGUGCUGAACUUCACAUGUUUAAUGGCACUGCUGGAUAUCAUUGUCAGACUGGAGCUCCUCAGGAAUUUGGUCGCGUGAUUUUUGCGUGGUUGGACAAGAUCUUGAAUAAGGUUUAG
Fusarium redolens is the source of this 1308-nucleotide messenger RNA. Its product is annotated as Alpha/Beta hydrolase protein. The record is from RefSeq and is a predicted model, not a curated record. NCBI's taxonomy places the organism in Eukaryota, Fungi, Ascomycota, Sordariomycetes, Hypocreales, Nectriaceae. The transcript has a single exon. The coding region runs from base 1 to 1308 and encodes 435 amino acids.